GGUUUUCCACUUUCGUGAUCGACGCACUCCUACGAUUACACGGCUGCAUAACGGCAGCAGCUCUAAGCCGAUGAUCUGUCCAUGAGCAUGGUCAUUCUACGAAGUACUCUCUUAAGGAUCUCUGUUGCUGCAGUUAUUCUGUGCAUAGUGCUAGUACGGUCAGCGUACGGUAGCAGUGGUGUCUCUGCACGGAAAUGUUCUAGAAAUAGCAUAAAUCUUGGAAAACUCAUCGACACUUUGCUCACUGAUUACGAUGUGCAUCUUUUGCCAGAAUCUGAAGGUGUAAAUGUAACUAUCGAGCUGCAUGUGCAGGGUGUUUCCGGAAUUUCGGAGAUCACAGGUGAUUUUUCCCUGGACGUCAUGUAUAGUGAAAUAUGGCAAGAUCCUCGACUUGCAUUCAAACAUCUAAAUGUUUGCGCUACAAAUAUCACUUUGAAGUCAGACUUCCGAAAGAAAAUAUGGACGCCAGAUACAUGCAUAAUUAACAGCAAAUCUAGUUCAAUUCAUAGCUCACCUUCAGAAAAUACAUAUUUGAUCCUGUAUGAGAACGGCUUGGUUUGGAGCAACUUUAGGCUGAAUGUCAAAACUCCAUGUUCCGUAAAUCUCAAGAUGUUUCCCUUUGACUCAUUAUCGUGCGAAAUCGUACUGGAAAGCUAUUCAUUCAAUACAGAUGAAGUGCGCUUACUCUGGCAUGAUGUGCCGAUCACUAUGAUGGAAAAGGUUGAGCUACCAGAUUUUGAUUUAAUUGGCUGGUCCACUGAUCAUCAACGACUAGAGUAUCCCAACGGCAUCUGGGAUCGAGCAAAGGUUAAAUUCACAUUUGCACGACGUUACGGGUUUUAUCUCUUCCAAUCUUAUUUCCCUACGUCGUUAACAGUCAUAAGUUCAUGGGUUGGCUUCUUCUUCGAUGUUCGCUCCGUUUCUGCCAGAAUUACACUGGGUGUCUCUUCAUUACUGGCACUCACCUUCCAAUUUGGUAACGUUUUACGUCACCUGCCACGCGUCAGCUAUAUCAAGUGCCUUGACGUAUGGAUGAUAUUUUCUGUGAUUUUUAUAUUUUGUACACUUGUUGAAUUAGCUAUUGUCUGUCAACUGAACAGAUGGGAACGAGAAAGGCAAAUUGGCUCCAAAGUGCUUGGUCACUGGCUCAACCAAAUUCGAAAAGAACGACGAUCUAUUGCCUUAAGGAAAAACCGACGGCAUAUAGAAACACGAGCAAACGGAGAAGGUAUAAAAAAACGACAAGUCCCCUCCAUCAUAACCAAGGCCAACUCACAUUCGGCCGAGUCCCCAACUAAAAGCACGCAGAAUACGGUACUUGCACAAACAGCCAAUUCUGUGAUACAUCAAAACAAGACAGCUGACAUUGCCGAUGAAGGUGACAGCUUUUCGUUUGAUGACGAGGAAAAGAAGUUGGGGUGCUUCUGGAACGUGGUCCAACGCCUCGUCUACGCGAUCUGUCCACCGGAUAGAGAUUGGACUGUCACAUCAGUGCAGGUAGAUCGGUGCUCAAUGAUCAUGUUCCCGUUGUCGUUUCUAAUAUUCAACAUUGUAUACUGGUCAAUUUACUUCAUGAAGAUGGAUCGACCUAUGUGAUUGCUACGCUAAUAAUGGACAUCUCCUUGACAGCAUAGAAUGUUGACUAAUUUUUACUACAAAAACCUCUAUUUGUGAUCUCAGUAUGUUAUGACCCGCUGACGUCAGUUAGCAUUAUUCUUUGAGUUUUAUCCGCA
This is a messenger RNA of Cylicocyclus nassatus, 1733 nucleotides long. The record is from the annotation of a GenBank genome assembly. Lineage: Eukaryota; Metazoa; Nematoda; Chromadorea; Rhabditida; Strongylidae.